Molecule: messenger RNA, 1098 nt
Organism: Lolium perenne
Lineage: Eukaryota; Viridiplantae; Streptophyta; Magnoliopsida; Poales; Poaceae
Source: RefSeq, a predicted model, not a curated record
AUGAAUGCGCUCAACAAGGUGCUCGCCAAGGCAGCGGAGCUGGAGUUGAGUGCGGUCCGUGGCAUCCUAGAGCUUUUCGGACAGGCUUCCGGCCUGCGCACCAACUUCGCUAAGUGCUCGGUGUCCCCGAUUGCCUGUUCGGAUGAGGAAGCGGUGGCUGCUGCGGAGCACAUGGAGUGCCAGUUAGCGCCUUUUCCGGUGAAGUACCUGGGUAUUCCCCUGUCCACUAGGCGUCUGUCGGCCCAGGUUUUCCAGCAACUCUUGGACAUGCUAGUUGACAAACUACCGACAUGGAGGGCAUCCAUGAUGCCGCAGGCCGUACGUUUGGCGCUGAACCGAGCGGUGCUCGCGGCGACCCCGCUGCAUCAGCUAAUGGUACUGGCCCUGGACAGAAAGACCCUCAAACAGAUCAACAAGAUCUUGCGAGGGUUCCUCUGGGUGGGCCGGGCUGACGCCAAUGGAGGUCAAUGUCAUGUCAACUGGGCAAGGGUGUGUCGGCCGCUUAGUCUAGGAGGGCUGGGGAUCCCCGACCUUGCACAGAUGGCCAUAAGCCUCAGGGUGCGGUGGCUGUGGACGAUGUAUACGGACCCCAUGCGACCUUGGCGCGGGCUGGACAUGCAGUUCUCAAAGGCAGAGAUGGACAUCUUUGCGGCCUCCACCUCGAUGGCGGUGGGCAACGGAGAGUCCGCUCUCUUCUUGGAGGACUGUUGGCUGGACGGCAAGUCCAUCAAGGAGAUGGCGCCCGAGGUGUUCGCGUUGGUUCCUAAACGGCGCGGGAAGGUGCUGGAUAGAUGCUCAUUCUCCUGGACGGUCUGGUUCGAGGUCCUCUCGUGGAUUCGAUCCACCUCAGGGCCUCCUUCUUCGGAGGAGGACUUCGCGGAGUGGUGGUCGCAGGUGGUGCGGACCGCUCCUCGCCAGUUGCGCAAAGGUACAUCUUCGAUAAUCAUGCUUACGGCGUGGUGGAUCUGGAAGCACCGGAAUGCUGCGAUCUUCGACAACGCACAACAUUCGGUGCCUUCCCUGCUCAACGACAUCAGGACCGAGGCGCAACAGUGGGCGGACGCGGGGGGCCGGGAUGUCCGCCAGAUACUCCCCUAG